Xylaria bambusicola is the source of this 261-nucleotide messenger RNA. RefSeq lists its product as uncharacterized. The transcript is spliced from 3 exons. Lineage: Eukaryota; Fungi; Ascomycota; Sordariomycetes; Xylariales; Xylariaceae. The record is from RefSeq and is a predicted model, not a curated record. The coding region runs from base 1 to 261 and encodes 86 amino acids.
AUGCCGUCAACAAAAGGGAAACCAACCGAUCCUGAGCUCCGAGAGGGUCUCAAAGAGGAAAUCAAACAGGAACCCAAUAAAUCCGGAGGUGGCGAGGGAGAGUGGUCCGCUUGGAAGGCGAACAAGUUAGCCAAGGAGUAUGAGAAACAUGGUGGUGAUUACGAAAAUCAGCCAGGAUCCAAAAACGAGCCUAAAAAGGGGGCACCCGAGGCUAAGAGCGAGUCUAAAAAAGAGGGGGGAGACGUAGCUGGACUGGCUUGA